Messenger RNA from Elaeis guineensis (African oil palm), 1703 nucleotides. Its product is annotated as probable protein phosphatase 2C 27. NCBI's taxonomy places the organism in Eukaryota, Viridiplantae, Streptophyta, Magnoliopsida, Arecales, Arecaceae. The record is from RefSeq and is a predicted model, not a curated record. Gene Ontology annotation, biological process: protein dephosphorylation. Gene Ontology annotation, molecular function: cation binding; protein serine/threonine phosphatase activity.
GAAACUUUUUUAUUUCAUAUCAGCCUAACAAAAAUAUCUAAAACGAAUAUAAACAGCUUGGUGGAAGCCUGGAAGGCCGUGAGUCCACGACGCCCGCACCCAUAAAAUCCCCGCUCGUUCUUUUUCCUGUUCCAAUUAAGACCACUACUAAAUAUGCUCCUAGGUCCCACGCUUUCCAUCCUUCAAUUCCCUUGUCAAUAAUAAUUCCAGAUAUAUUCUCAGAUUCUCCUCGUCUCUCCCAUUGCCUCCGAUUAUAUUCUCUGCUCCUUUCGUCUUGGGUUUGGAUUUCUUAAAUUGCUCGAUUCUCUGGGCUGCGUGAAGAACCGCCAUGUGUGUGGAGGAUAAGAUCGACAAGGAAGCGGAAGGGAUCGAAAAGUUGGGAUUUUGCGGUGCCGAACUUGAGAAAAAUCAGAUUUUUGCCGGUUCUCCUAUGGAAAAAAUAUCUGAGAAUGCAAUGGCCAUGGACAGCAACAGUAGUCAGAUAAUCGACUUCGUACCCAUCGUUCGAUCAGGGGAAUGGUCUGACAUUGGCAGCCGCAAGAAUAUGGAAGAUACUCAUGUAUGCAUUGCUGAUCUAGCUAAGAAGUUUGGACACCAUUCUCUGGAUAGAGAAGUUGUUUCCUUCUAUGGAGUAUUUGAUGGACAUGGAGGAACAGGUGCGGCUCAUUUUGUUCGUGACAAUUUACCAAGGGUCAUCGUGGAGGAUUCUGAUUUCCCUCUUAAACUCGAAAAGGUAGUUUCAAGGUCAUUUAUGCAAACUGAUACACAAUUUGCAAAGACAUGCUCUGUUCAAUCAACCCUGUCUUCUGGCACAACAGCGCUUACAGCAAUGAUAUUUGGAAGAUCUCUAUUAGUUGCAAAUGCUGGGGACUGUCGGGCAGUGCUUUCACGACUUGGGGUGGCAAUAGAAAUGUCCAAGGAUCAUAGGCCCUGCUGUAUCAAAGAAAGAAAGCGCAUCGAAUCCCUUGGUGGGUAUGUUGAUGAUGGCUACUUAAAUGGUCAGCUCGGUGUGACCCGAGCUCUUGGUGAUUGGCACAUUGAAGGGAUGAAGGAGUCUAGCCAAGCAGGUGGGCCUUUAAGUGCUGAACCAGAGCUAAAGAUGAUCACAUUAACAAAAGAGGAUGAGUUCUUGAUAAUAGGUAGUGAUGGCAUAUGGGAUGUUUUCUCAAACCAAAAUGUGGUGGACUUUGCACGGAGGAGGCUCCAAGAGCACAAUGAUGUCAAGAAGUGCUGCAAGGAAUUGGUGGGGGAGGCCAUAAGGCGAGGUGCUAUGGACAAUCUGACCGUCGUAAUGGUAUGCUUUCAUUUGGAACCUCCAGCUCAAAUCAUGGUGCGUAGAGGUAGAAUACAAAGGACCAUAUCUGCUGAGGCCCUUCAAAGCAUCAAGUGCCUGUUAGAAGAAAAGAAAUGAACAUCAGUAACUACUUACAUUAACUUUUGAUCUUGAGCUUAUUUAAAUUGCUGAGGCUAGUAACUGUACCGAAAAGCUUUCAUGUAGAAAUAAGAGCAGAUACUUUGUUGUUAUCUUUAGCAUAUGAGCAUAUAUCUUGUACUUCUAGCAAGCUUUAGACCUUAAAUUAGCUUGAUAGUAGAAGUGGUCAGCAGAACUUGAUGAUCUUGGUAAAGGGUUUUGUAUGAUUGGGAUGUAUGUAAUACAUGGAAAAUACUGGUUCAGAUAUUAAUCAACUAUUGCAGAGCACCAA